Triticum turgidum subsp. durum (durum wheat) is the source of this 312-nucleotide messenger RNA. Lineage: Eukaryota; Viridiplantae; Streptophyta; Magnoliopsida; Poales; Poaceae. The record is from the annotation of a GenBank genome assembly.
AUGAUAGCCGAUCGGAGGGACAGGGAGGAGAAGAUGGGGAUGAUGGACCCGAGGGGCGCCAGGGGAAAGGCCAGUGUGUACUACCGCUACGUGGGCUCCCUCACCACCCCGCCCUGCUCCGAAGGUGUCAUCUGGACCAUCGUCAAGAGGGUACGUCCCGUUUCAUUCAUUCAUUCAUUCACCCUCACCAUGCAUCAAACACAACUACCAACCCCUGAACAAAAAUUCAAACACAACUACCAACUACUCCAACUAUCAGUAAAAUAUAUUUCAUUUCUGGACCAUCACAUGACACACUACUUGCAACUGUAA